Messenger RNA from Nomia melanderi (Alkali bee), 3381 nucleotides. Lineage: Eukaryota; Metazoa; Arthropoda; Insecta; Hymenoptera; Halictidae. The record is from RefSeq and is a predicted model, not a curated record.
AUGGUCAAGAAUGCGAUCAAAGUCUAUGCGAGAUUAAGACCGGAAAUGAACCGGAAGAAUGCAAUGAACUACAAAGUGCAUCGUCAUCCCGACGAGAAUCCGAACGAAGAUUUCUUGAUCCUCCUGUCCCGGACGCAAAAAACGAAGGACUAUCCGGACAAUCGUCCGGAGUCAUGGAAUUACUCUUUCUUCCGAGUGUUCGAGGAAUCCGCGUCCCAGGAGGACGUCUUCGAGAACGUGGCGCGGCCGGUAAUGGAAAGCGCCCUGGACGGCUACAACGGGACCAUUUUCGCUUAUGGUCAGACGGCCAGUGGAAAAACGUACUCGAUAAUCGGCGAUCAAGGAAGACGCGAGGACCGCGGCAUCAUACCCAGGUGCCUGCAGUACCUGUUCGACAUCAUCGGAAAGCAGCCGGAGAACGUGUACACCGUCGAGGUGGCUUUUCUGGAGAUUUACAACGAGAACGGCUACGACCUGCUGGAUAGGCGGCAACGAGAGCUCGCAGUUACAAGAUUGGAAGAUUUACCUCGGGUGACUAUUCAGGAAGACGAGAAUGGCCAGUUGCAUUUGAAGAAUCUUGGCUUUCAUACGGUCGGAUGCUUGGAGGAUGCUUACGAGCUGCUUUUGGUGGGCGAUAGGAAUCGGGUUACUACAGAGACUCCAAUGAACCCCCAGUCAUCAAGAUCGCACUGCAUCUUUACCAUCGUGCUCUCUAUGAAGGAAUUUGGCGCUGAUCACUAUAAGCGAGCGAAAGUACACCUGGUGGAUCUAGCUGGGUCCGAACGAGUCUACAAAUGCUCUAUAACCGACACCAUUCUGACCGAGGCGAAACACAUUAACCUGAGCCUACAUUACCUGGAGCAAGUCAUAGUGUGUCUGGGUCAGGAGAGCGUUAGUCACAUUCCGUACAGAAAUUCGUGUUUAACGUCGAUUUUAAGAGACAGUUUGGGCGGAAACUGCAUGACCGCCAUGUUGGCCAACUUAAGUGUCGCAUCUUGGAAUUUAGAGGAGACCAUUUCCACGUGUAGAUUCGCUCAAAGGGUAGCUCUGAUUAAAAAUGACGUGAAACUGGUUCUGGAGACAAGCAUUCAAAGCGAGAACGCGUUGCUCAAGCUAGAAAACGAGAGACUGAAGCAGCAAAUUAGAACGAUGGCUGGUCGAACUCAAUCUGAAGAACUCACAGCUGAGGAUAAACGGAAAUUGGAUGCUCAAAUUAGAAAUUUUCUAGAAUCAAAAGCUAUUAUCUGUUGGAGUUAUAAUCCAAAGAGUAUCGAGUACUGUUUCGAAAGUUUUAGGAGAACUUUCCAAUUGAGCAGAGAUCCAAAGAGUUGCUUACAAAAAUUAAAGUAUUAUAAGGACUUGGUUGAUCAGAGAGACAAGGAAAUUUCACUGUUAAUCAAUCUGCUGAGAAAGGAAAAGAGGAAAAGACAGUACAUCCUGAAGGAAGAAUUAAAUGGCAACGUGGAAAGUAACUUAAUGUUCACUGAUAGAUCAUUGACUUUGAAUGAUACUUCUGAAGAUGUUAAAUAUAACGCUGAAACGAAUGAUUCCGUUGAACCAUCUACUGCACAACUUACUGAAAAUUUAAAUAGUCAAAGUCAACUAACAACUGUCUCAGAAAAUCGUACAAUGAACGUAAAAGAUAUCGAAAUAAAUGUGGACAAACUAAUUUCAAUCUCCAACCACAUUCUUCCAAAAAAGCACAAGAAAAAAUGUAAAAAUUCAAAAUCAACUAUUCAAAGUCAUAUUAAUCAUAAUUUACAGAGUAUUAUCACUGACGAAAGUAAAAGCAAUUUUAACAAAAAUUUUAUUAAUGAACGUAUCACCAGCCCCAUUAGCACUGCAUUAAAAAUUAAUACCAGAAGAAGUUCAUUUGAUCAAGUUUCAACAAAUAAACAUAUUUCUGUGGAUAAUAUAAAACCACAAUUAUUAAACUGCAACGUUGUUAAUCUAAGUUUAGACAAUUUAGUAUCUAACAAAAGUAAAGCACAUAUACAUGAAGAAACUCAGCAAUUCGUUCAUAAACGUGAGAAAACACAAUUCCAAAAUAGUGAAAUUAAAAGCUCAACGAUAAAGAAUGUUCGAUUAAGGUGUAGUCCGCGAUCAGCAGCCGCAAUUAACGAAGGAAAUGAGGGGAAUUCUAGCUGUCACUCCCAGAAUAUUAAAGCAGAAAAUUCUGUCACCCAAAGCGACCACUCAAUUCCAUUCUAUCAAAAAAUGUUGAGUUUCAAUGUGCCUCGAAAUCAAAUUAAAUCACCAUCAACUAUAGAAUUAUGCACAACUGAAUCCAUACCUUUAAAAAUUACUUUUGAAGAUCAGAAUUCCGAAUUGAAUUCACGUGCACAGAAUUAUGACUUGAAAUUGAACAACAUAUUUCAUGCUAAUAAGAAUUUCUCAACAUUUAUGCACUCAGAUGAUACAUUCCAGAGUAUAGAACCAAAUUCGAACUCAAAUAGCUUUAGUACUCGAAAAGAAUUCAAAGUACCCACUAUCAAAAAUGAUAAUUUCAAUUUUUCAAUUUCCUCAAGAUCUACUUCUAGUCAUUUACAAAAUAUUGAUAGAUUCGUUGAUAAUGUGACCUCGCGAAGUUUCACAGAACCGCUCGAAGCAAGCGUUAUUUGCAACGAAGAGAAAGACGCGAAAACACAUUCCACCAGAAGCGUUGUGUAUUCUCCCAAUAGCGAAAUGGAAGAUAAUAGAAGUAAAAGAAGCGGUAGAAAGUUAAGUGUUCGCAGUUUCACGCCUGACUGGCCGGAAACAUCAAAUUUUUUUAGUGCGACGACUAAAACUAAGGAAUGUUCGAAUAAAAAAUCGGAGAGUGACACGAAUAAUGACAGCUUCGAGGCCUCGCUUCCUCUGACAGGUGACCCGGAAAUUGACGAAGAGAUUAUUGCCUUUUACAAGGCGAAACGAUUAGGAGGUGUUUAUUGAAAAACAACUUUUCCGUUUGACAGUUUCACUAAUAGGAAUAUUAUGAUAAUUACAGACAAUUAUACAGUAUUUAUUUAUAACGUAACGCCAUUAUGAUAUUUGCAAUUACUUGCUAACAGAUUUGUACAAAACUUUAUAAAUGACAGCUCUAUAAGUACCUCUAUAAAUAACGUAUAGGAAACUCCUAUAAAUAAUUCUAAAUAUAAAUAAAUUACUACUUUAUCGAUAUUUUUAAUAUCUAUUCUGUUUAUACUGAUGAUAAUAGUGAAAGUAUUAAUCUUUUAACACGUUAACCAAUCCAUAUCAGUUUUCUCGCCAUACAUAUUCGCCUCCAAUAUUGUCAAUCGAUUCUCGUGGAUCAAAGCAAGAUGCUGGCGCUUUGCUAAGUUAUCAUACUUGCGAAUUUUGAAGCUGAGUAACUUAUCGAUGUCUAUUAUAAUAUUGUCCCUA